UGCGGACAAGAAGGAAACCAAGUAACCAUCGCCGAAGUGGUUGGAUUCUUCGCGGCCUGUCGGAUUGUUUUAUGUCAGUGGGGGGGAGAAACGAAAACGCAACGUUACAAAGUACUUAUCCCUGCUCGGACGGAUCUUUACACUAGCGUGAAGCCACUCCGGGGGUCGCCGUCACAUGAAACGGUCUGCAAAGUCGGAUGAAAGGUCUCCACUAGAGCUCGACUGGACAGGACGAAGACAAACAGGACAGGAAACAGGAAAUCACAUGUGUGCUGGUGGUCAUGGCCUACUCCAACUACAGCAACCUGAGCAGAGCUCAGCUCACCUUUGAGUACCUGCACACGAAUUCGACAACCCACGAGUUCUUGUUUGGAGCCUUGGCAGAGCUUGUGGACAAUUCAAGAGAUGCCAAUGCCACACGAAUAGACAUCUACACAGAAAAAAGGCCAGAGCUGCGGGGCGGCUACAUGCUCUGUUUUCUGGACGACGGUAUUGGAAUGGACCCGAACGAGGCGACCCACGUGAUCCAGUUUGGAAAGUCAAACAAACGGUCCCCUGAGUCCACUCAGAUUGGCCAGUAUGGAAACGGCCUGAAAUCCGGCUCUAUGCGUAUCGGGAAAGACUUCAUCCUUUUCACAAAAAAGGGCAACACGCUGACUUGCCUUUUCCUGUCGAGGACUUUCCACGAAGAGGAGGGACUGGAUGAGGUGAUAGUCCCGCUCCCGUCCUGGGAUCUGAAGACCAAGGAGCCGCUGACCUCUGACCCAGAGAAGUACGCCAUAGAGACGGAGCUGAUCUUCAAGUACUCGCCUUUUAAAAAUGAACAUCAGCUGAUGGAGCAGUUCAACAAAAUAGAAAGUAGCAAUGGGACCCUUGUGAUCAUCUAUAAUCUGAAGCUGAUGGACAACAGAGAACCAGAGCUGGAUGUAGACACGGAUCACCAGGACAUACUGAUGGCUGGGACACUUGCUGAAGGAGUGAAGCCCGAGAGGAGGUCGUUCAGGGCGUACGCUGCUGUUUUGUACAUCGACCCACGCAUGAGGAUUUUUAUCCAGGGACAUAAAGUCAGGACCAAGAGACUGUCCUGCUGUCUGUAUAAACCAAGAGUUUAUAAAUACUCAUCGACGCGUUUUAAAACUCGCGCUGAGCAAGAAGUGAAGAAAGCAGAUCACCUUGCUAAGAUCGCGGAAGAGAAAGCCAGAGAGGCAGAGAGUAAGCGCAUAGCUUUGGAGGCCAGAUUAGGGCAGGACCUGUCAAAAGACUCACGGGCGAUCCUGAGAAAAGUUCAAGAUUCAGCCAUGAUGCUCCAACAGGAUGCUGAAAUGAAGAAAAGGACUCUCGAAGCCAAACAGAGAGCAUUAAAGGAGCCCAAGGAGUUGAAUUUUAUAUUUGGAGUGAACAUUGGGCAGAGGGACCUGGAUGGGAUGUUUGUAUACAACUGCUCUCGUCUCAUCAAGAUGUACGAGAAGACAGGGCCCCAGCUGGAGGGAGGCAUGGCCUGUGGAGGUGUGGUUGGAGUAGUGGAUGUCCCAUAUUUAGUUCUAGAGCCUACUCACAACAAACAAGACUUUGCAGAUGCUAAGGAGUAUCGACAUUUACUGAAAACCAUGGGGGAACAUUUAGCUCAGUACUGGAAGGACGGUAACAUCGCUCAGAAAGGUAUAGUGAAGUUCUGGGAUGAGUUUGGGUAUCUGUCUGCCAGCUGGUCUGCACCUCCGUCUUCAGAGCCCAGAUACAAGAGACGCCGCGCAAUGGAAAUACCACUUACUAUUCAGUGUGAUAAAUGUUUAAAGUGGAGAACGCUGCCAUUCCAGAUGGACGCUGUGGACAAACGCUACCCAGACAGUUGGGUGUGUCUUAUGAACCCCGACAGCAGCCAGGACAGGUGUGACGCUCCUGAGCAGAAACAGAAUUUGCCAUGUGGUGUUCUGAAGAAAGACAAGCAGACAGCUGAAGACAAACAGAAGGAGCUGACCGAGAAAAUCAAACAGCAGCAGGAGAAAUUAGAGGCCUUGCAGAAAACCAGCACCAUCAAAUCUGCAGCAGAUAUAAAGAAGCUACCGCUGGAGGUCAGCAUGAAACCAACAGAGAGCUCCUCACAGGCAAGUAGGUCUUCUGAAAAGUCUACAACACGGCCCCGGUCCCCACCUCUCCCAGCUCACCUCAAAAAUGCCCAGAGUGCCCCUCCAUCUCGUGCAGCUUCUCAGCGCCCCACUCGAACACCCGCCUCUCCACCACCCAAAGUCGAGCAAUCCAGGUCCAGAGCUGCAGCAAAGCCUCCUCUACCAGCAGCAAAGCCUGUACCCAAAGCUACUGCCAAAACACCCCCACCCAGCCGCAGCUCACGGACACCUGCCAAAGCAUCAUCAGCCAAACCAGCAGCUGUUGGACAACGCAAGAGAAUCAUAGAGCAGGAGGACAGUGAAGAGGAAGAGGAGGAGGAGGAGGAGGAGGAGGAAGAAGAAGAAGAGGAAGAGGAGGAGAGUGAAGAGGAAGAACCGCAGACAAAGAAAUCCAAGAUGGCUGCAGCGGUUGCCAACCGUGGGAAAGUGGUAGAGAAGGCCUUGCCUCCAAGACGUGGAAGAUUGGAUGAGGUUAACACACACUCACAGUCUGAGAAGAAAGGGCUUUCUACUCCUACACGGCAGACAACAACCACACCAGCCUCUGUCCAUAAAUCCAUUUCCAUGCAGCCACAUGGCGCUAAAGCAAAGGCAUCUGAGAAGUCCUCGCAUCAGGAACCAGAGAAUGACACUAGAAAUGCUCAGAGAGAUAAGGGUCUGCUGGUUGAAGUGCGUGUCAAUAAGGAGUGGUACACAGGCAAAGUCAUUGCAGUGGAGACAAAUAAACAGAAUGUACGCUGGAAAGUGAAGUUUGACUAUGUCCCUAGAUCCACCCCUAAAGACCGAUGGGUGUUUAAGGGUAGUGAUGAAGUCCGGUUGAUGAGGCCGCCAUCCCCAAUCUCUCAGACACCUGACACCCAGCAGGAGACCGAGAAAGGGCCGGCACCCAUGGAGCCAGACACUACUCAACCAGGAACCAGUCGAGAGGUGACUGACAGCCUGGUCACCAUGUUGAGGACAAUGCUGCGUUACUUCUUCCCUCCCGCUUUUCGGAUCCCGAAAGACGAUGUCAACACCAUGACGGCUGAGGAAUUGGUUGCAUUUCCAAUGAAAGAGUAUUUCCAGCAGUAUGAAUCGGGUCUCCAGUCAUUGUGUAACUCGUACCAGAGCAGAGCUGAUGCCAGGGCCAAAGCUGUGGAAGAGAAGAGCAACAGCACUGAGGUCAAACUGAAGGAGGCGGACGAGAAACUACAGAAACUCCGAACAAACAUUGUAGCACUCCUGCAAAAAGUACAAGAGGACAUUGACAUAAACACAGAUGACGAGCUUGACGCCUACAUAGAAGACCUCCUCACCAAGGGUGAUUAAAGAAGACAGGAGAGAAUGUAAGAGAGAGAAGAGGACAUGCACAUAAACAGACUGGCAGUUUUCAUUCCAGCCUUUAACUUGCUGACGGCUUCCCAAGGACUCAUGCUUAGGCAAAGAGUUGGCUGUGAAUAUUUGGGAAUAUUUUCUGUAUUUGUCCCCCCACUUGUUAAAUCCGAUUGUCCUAAGUUUGAUCUUUGAUUUGAUUUUUUUUUUAAGUUAGCACAAGUGCGUUCUUUAAGUUUGGGAAGGUUGUCUGGUGUUUCCACAUUGUUGCGUAGCUUUCUGUGGUUUUCUCUUUGAGUCCUUUUUAUAUACCUGCUUAUAAAGUAUGUUAAUCUAUGUUAAAGCCAUCCUAUCCUGAUUGACCUUUAAAAUCAUUUGUGUAGGCUUAAUACAACUUAUGCUCUCUUUAUAUAGUCAGCUGAUGCUGCGACAAACUGCAGACUACAUUUGUUCCUCAGUUUGGUUUAUCGUCAGGUGAGAAUCGGACAGAAGUUGGCUCGACUGGGCGGUGCUCAGAACUGCAGCGUGUCUCCUCAGCAUUAAGUUUUAUUUUUCUACACUAAAAAACACAUCAGUGUUGCUCAUUACCUUCCUCCAUCCUGGUCUGAGAGGAAACCAGGUUAAUAUUUUACGGUUGGGUGGUAUCUCACCCACAAACAAGAACUACUUACUGGGUUUUAUCAGUAUGAUUAUUCCCUUGUAUCCCUCCUGAAUUUAAGCUAUGACUGUUCUGUGUUUAUUUUUGGAAGGAAAAAAAAUAAUUUGAAUGCGAAAGUUGUGUGUUCAUAAUUAGUCACUGUGCCUGUGUCCUUUCUUUUGAACAGAUUUUUAACAUGUCAUGGAAAUGUUUUAUUAAACGGUGCAUGCUUUCUGUCUUUUUGUUCUGAUUAGAACAAAGGAUUCUGUAUUUUUGACAAAUCUUUACUUAGAACAAUAAAACCGGUUCAGCAACACCUAUGA
This is a messenger RNA of Larimichthys crocea (large yellow croaker), 4394 nucleotides long. It is a transcript of the gene morc2, whose product is annotated as MORC family CW-type zinc finger 2. NCBI's taxonomy places the organism in Eukaryota, Metazoa, Chordata, Actinopteri, Sciaenidae. Gene Ontology annotation, molecular function: zinc ion binding. Bases 282 to 3431 code for a protein of 1049 amino acids. The transcript has 28 exons. Gene Ontology annotation, cellular component: nucleus. The record is from RefSeq and is a predicted model, not a curated record.